GGGACCGCGGCGAGUCUGACGGUGUCGCCGGCAGAGAGGUCUCGCGUCCCCCGCAGAAUGGAACCAGUUUUGGAUAAAGCAACAAUUAUAAGACCAUCUUAUAUUGCUAGUGUUGAGCUACCUCCAAGAAUUGGGCCAGUAAAUGUUGAGGACCUUAAAGCAGACCUCUCAGAUGAAUUUUCCCUGGUUUCUUCAAACUUGGAUAUAAGCCAGAGGAACAGUUUGGAUUCCAAGGAACAUAUACAAGUUUGCCUUCGUAUUAGGCCUUUCACAGCAACUGAAAAAGAAAAUGAAUCUCAGGACUGUGUUUCUAUUCAAGACUCAACUAGCAUUAUAUUGAAAGGCCCUAAGAAUUCCAUGAUCUGUCGGCUGAGUGAAAAAAAUGUAGGGCAGAUGGUGCAGAAAUUCACUUUUUCACAAGUAUUUGGACCUGAAACAACUCAAGAAGAGUUCUUUGAUGGUACUGUGAAACAACCAGUACAAGACUUCUUGGAGGGACACAAUCGUCUUAUUUUCACUUACGGUGUGACAAAUGCUGGAAAAACCUACACAUUCCAAGGGUCCAGUUUAUUCAUAAGGGGUUAUGAACAUCCAUUAUCUGUAAUGACUACAACUUCAGAGUCAUCUACUGGUACCACCAUCAGUGCUGCAACUAAAAAUAUACGAGACAGUAACUACCUGUAUUUAUUUAUUUUUUCUUUAAAAAUAAAUAAAGCUUUCUUCAUCAAGUAAAACCAUGGAUGAGUUCAUA
Terrapene triunguis (Three-toed box turtle) is the source of this 751-nucleotide messenger RNA. Its product is annotated as kinesin-like protein KIF20B. Lineage: Eukaryota; Metazoa; Chordata; Testudines; Emydidae. Gene Ontology annotation, biological process: mitotic spindle assembly; microtubule-based movement. The transcript has 6 exons. Gene Ontology annotation, molecular function: plus-end-directed microtubule motor activity; microtubule binding; ATP binding. The coding region runs from base 58 to 732 and encodes 224 amino acids. The record is from RefSeq and is a predicted model, not a curated record. Gene Ontology annotation, cellular component: nucleus; spindle microtubule.